This is a messenger RNA of Megachile rotundata (alfalfa leafcutting bee), 1651 nucleotides long. RefSeq names its product alpha-L-fucosidase (gene Fuca). Gene Ontology annotation, biological process: glycoside catabolic process; fucose metabolic process. Gene Ontology annotation, molecular function: alpha-L-fucosidase activity. The record is from RefSeq and is a predicted model, not a curated record. Gene Ontology annotation, cellular component: lysosome. Lineage: Eukaryota; Metazoa; Arthropoda; Insecta; Hymenoptera; Megachilidae.
CAUUUUGGUAUUCAAAAAUCCGGCUUCGUUGUUCCGAAAACUGCGGGUGAAAAAAACAAUAUUUUAGCAUGCUUUCUUUUUUAAAACAUUCUCUGUAUAAUGAUGGAUAGUGUUACACAGGACCGUUUUUGCAAUUUCAUUUUUUAAAACUAUAACUUUAUAGUACAUUUUAUUAUACAAGUUUUUUUCAAGCAAGUACAAUUUAUUUCAGCCGUGAUAAUGAAUCUAUCAAUUUAUAUUUUAUUGUGCUCUUCAAUAUUAAGUACAUCAUGGGGAAACAACCAGUAUAUGAUAGUCACAGAUGAUGAAGGCAUUUGGCCUACAGAAACAGACGUAACUAAUUAUUCUCCAACAUGGGCCAGUUUAGAUAGCCGUCCACUUCCACAAUGGUACGAUGAUGCAAAAUUAGGCAUUUUUAUUCAUUGGGGUGUCUUUAGUGUUCCCAGUUUUGGUUCAGAAUGGUUUUGGAAUAAUUGGAAAGAUGAAAAAGACACUACUAAAUAUAGUGACUUUAUGAAACAAAGAUAUCCACCAAAUUUUACAUAUCAGGAUUUUGCUCAUGAAUUCACUGCUGAAUUUUUUAAUGCUACUCAGUGGAGUGAAAUGUUUCAAGCUUCAGGUGCAAAAUACGUAGUAUUAACAAGCAAACAUCAUGAGGGAUAUACUCUUUGGCCUUCAAAGUACUCUUUUAGCUGGAAUUCUGUAGAUGUAGGACCACAAAAAGAUCUUGUAGGUGAAUUGUCAAGUGCAAUAAGAAGUUCAACCAAUUUGAGAUUUGGUCUUUAUCAUUCUAUGUAUGAGUGGUAUAAUCCUCUUUAUUUGUCUGAUAAAGAAAAUAACUUUACAACACAGAUUUUUGUUCAGCAAAAGAUUAUUCCUGAAUUGCAUGAGUUAAUAGAAAAAUAUAAGCCAGAAGUUAUAUGGUCUGAUGGCGACUGGGAAGCAUCAGAUACAUACUGGAAAUCAAAGGAAUUUUUGGCAUGGUUGUAUAAUGAAAGUCCUGUAAAAGACACGGUUGUUGCGAAUGAUAGAUGGGGUGCAAAUAUUCCAUGCCAUCACGGCGAUUUUUAUACAUGUUCCGAUCGCUACAAUCCUGGAGUGCUGUUGCCUCAUAAGUGGGAAAACUGUAUGACAAUUGAUAGAAAAUCUUGGGGAUUUCGUAGAAACGCUGUCUUAUCAGAAUAUUUUACCCUACCAGAAUUAGUAAAAGAAUUAGUAAUUACUGUAAGCUGCGGAGGAAAUUUAUUGAUGAAUGUUGGACCAACAAAAGAUGGCAUUAUUUCUCCAAUAUUUGAAGAAAGACUGCGUGGAAUGGGUGAUUGGCUAGAAAUAAAUGGAGAAGCCAUUUAUAAUACCAAACCUUGGAAAACACAAAAUGAUACCUUAAAUAAUAACGUUUGGUAUACAUCCAGUAAAGAUAAAGAAUAUGUUUAUGCACUAAUUCUUGAAUGGCCAACUGAUGGUAUAUUACAUUUAGGGUCACUGGUGGUACCUACUUACUCGCAAAUUUACUUACUUGGAUCUAAAAAUUCUAUUAAAUGGGAACAAGAUAAUGAAAAAUUAAGUGUAUUUUUACCAGCAGAAUUAAACAAAGGUCAACCAGCAUGGGUGUUGAAAAUAAAGCAGAAAUAAAAUGCUACAUUUAACAGCA